Molecule: messenger RNA, 1722 nt
Organism: Zasmidium cellare ATCC 36951
Lineage: Eukaryota; Fungi; Ascomycota; Dothideomycetes; Mycosphaerellales; Mycosphaerellaceae
Exons: 6
Coding region: 1-1722 (573 amino acids)
Molecular function (GO): glycosaminoglycan binding; N-acetylglucosamine-6-sulfatase activity
Source: RefSeq, a predicted model, not a curated record
AUGAGUCCACGACAGUUGAUGGCCCUCAUCGUACUCGCUACGGCAGUUUUAGCUACUAUAGCGACCUCGAACGUAAUCGUUGUCAUGGCUGAUGAUCAGGACAUACUCCUAGACUCCAUGUCAGUCAUGCUGAACGUCAAGAGUCUCAUCGCAGACAGAGGCAUAACCUACGAACGCCAUUACUGCACCGUCUCCUGGUGCUGCCCUUCACGAGUCAACUUCCUCACCGGCAAGGCUGCACACAACACCAAUGUCACCGGCCUCGAAAGUCCUUGGGGUGGGUGGCCGAAAUUCGUCAAUCAAGGCCUCAACAAGAACUACCUUCAAGUCUGGCUCAGCGAUGCUGGUAUCAAUACGUACUAUGUCGGGAAGUUCAUGAAUGCGUAUACGACCGAGAACUUCUACACGCCAGCGCCGAGGGGAUCGACGGAUUUUAGUAUGCUCUUGGAGCCUGGCUGCUACGAUUUCUUGAAUUCGAUCUGGAAUGAAGGGAACAAGGUCGUGAAAAAGCCUGGUGUACACACGCAAAAGAUCACAAAUGACAAGGCUUUGCAAUAUCUUGACGAUGCCGCCGAGUCCAAGAAACCAUUCUUUCUCAUGGUGGCUCCAGUCGCGCCUCACGUCGAGAUAACGCAGAGUGGUGUUGUGAUUAACCCACCUCCAAUGCCCGCACAGAAAGGAUUGUUCAACGAUCGAGUAGCUCCAAGAAGGAAGAACUUCAAUCCCGACGUAUCGAGUGGAGCCUCUUGGGUGGCAAACAAGAGAAAGUUGACAGAGAAGGAAGUGAAGGCUGGUGACGCACACCAUGCUUCCCGGCUCCGAAGUAUCGCUGGCAUCGAUGACAUGGUCAAAAUGAUUGUGGACAAACUCAAAGACAAAAAGCUGUUGGACAACACCUACAUCAUCUACACGUCUGACAACGGCUACCACAUCUCCAACCACCGCCUGCUCCCCGGAAAACGCUGCGGCUACGAAGAAGACAUCAGCAUCCCCCUCCUAAUCACCGGCCCCGGCAUUCCACAAAAGCAAACCUCCCGAAUCGUAUCCAGCCACACCGACCUCGCCCCAACGAUCCUCAAACUCUUCAACAUCCCCCAACGCCCCGACUUCGACGGCUCCGUGAUCGAAUACACCUCCAACGCCCUCAAAAACUCGAAGCGCAAAGAGACCGUCAACGUGGCGUUCUGGGACUCUGACGUUGCGCAUGAAAGUGUGGAGCAGAAGAAGACGACAGCCGCGCAGGUGUAUAAUAAUGUGUGGAAGUCGGUGCGGUUGCAGACGGCGUAUGGGGAUUUCUAUUACUCGGUGUGGUGUGAUGGGUCGAAGGAGUUUUACGAUAUGGAUGACGACUUCGCCCAAAUGUCCAACCCCCUCCGCUCUCAAGCAGCGACAGCGGCGUACGCGAAGCAAUACUUCUCCCGCCCCUUUCCGCAACUCCUCGCGCGCCUCGACACCCUCCUUCUCAUCACCAAAACAUGCAAAGGCGACUCCUGCCGCAACCCCUGGCGCGUGGCGUUUCCCAACGGCAAAGUCAAGUACUUGUACGAUGCUAUGGAUGCGAAGUAUGAUGAGUUUUUCGCGCGGCAGCCGAAGGUGGACUCUGAGUGUGUGCCCGGGGAUAUUCGGGAGAGGUCUGGGCCGGCGGAGGUGAAUGUUUUUGGUUGGGGAGGGAAGAGGGAGAGGGAGAGGAGGGGGUUGUGGGAAAGGGAGGAGGGAUGUUAG